AUGAAUUCCCGCGAGCAUUCUGAUAUGCCUCCGACCGCCUCCUACCCGUCCCCCAACGCGGCGCAGAUGGGUCAGGGCGCUAUGCAGUACUACGCGAACCGCCAGUUGACAGCCGACGAGCUCUUAUCCGCUGAGCUAUCCCGCGAAACUUCCGGCCCCGGCCUCGCAGACGGUUCUAGCAAUGGUGUUCAUCAUGGCCAAUCGAUGGUCUUGGGGUCCUCGAACCCUGGUGGCGGUGAUAUGGGCCGUCCUUCGUCUCCGGACCAGCAUCAACAACAACAUAUGCUACAGUUCACCCCCAGCCAGCAAGUCGGUGUCGACCCAAAUCACGACUUAAGUUACGGAGACCAGAGCGCGAGGAGAAAAAGAUCCAAGAUUUCUCGCGCCUGCGACGAAUGCAGACGCAAGAAGGUUCGCUGUGAUGCAAGCUCUGAAUCUGGCGUGGAAACCUGCUCGAACUGUCGCCGACUUGGGGUUGUCUGUCAAUUCAGUCGCGUCCCCAUGAAGCGUGGCCCCAGCAAAGGUUACAUCAAGGAGCUUGCAGAGCGUCUUCACACCCUUGAAAGUCAAAUGCAGCCUGCGAUGGUUCACCCCGAUAUGCCGUAUCAACCUAUGAACGAAGUGUCGUCACCCAGGGCUUAUCAAGACUUCUCGCCACCAAUGGAUGCAGGCUCCAUCGGACGCAAGCGGACCUAUUCUGUAUUCGAAGGACUUCCCAGCUCCUCUUUCACACAGCCGCAGUUCAAUUCUCGCUCUCAGAAUGCUUUCGGAGAAACCUCAACCGAUCCGUACAACCCGUCCGCUGUGAGCGGUACAGCACCAAAACCCGGUAACUUAUUCUGGACGACUGGUAAUGAGACGGAGUUGCCACAUGGACUAGAGAUGCCAGAAGUACCUAAGCAAGCUAUGGAAGAAGACAUGACUCCCUUGGACGUGGAUGAGGGAUCCCUCAACGCUUAUUAUCAAAAGAUCCAUCCCGUCUUUCCUAUCUUGUCACACUCCAAGGAACGUCUACUCGAGAUUCUACACCAGUGCAGCCGUGAGGUGCAGGAGAUUUUCCUUUACAGUUUGUACACUGUGACGCGCACCAACAUGGAUCGCGUUAUAAGCACCUUCGAAAGGGUCACGUCAUUUGAUAAUGCACAAGACCUUCUCUUGUACUAUACCCGACAGCCAGCUUUGGCCCGGCCGACAGGAGUUAACCUGAUCUGGUUACAGACCAUGUUACUAAUGAUUCUCGAUUGCGAUUCUCGGGGACCAGACAACUUUGUUCUCAAGGACGGCGUACCUAAACAUUCCCUGAUUCAGUCUGCCAGCAAACUCGGCUCCGAUUUGGCCAAGGGUCUCGGCCAGCUCAAAAGCAAGCGUUCUUCAGACCCGGAUGUUGAUUCAGAGGCAAACCUUGUACGUCGCAACUGGGUGGCCUUGGCAAUUUUGUCUCGCUGGCAUGCGAUCAGCGUAGCUGACCCAAGUAUUCUUGGAACGUAUGAAAUUGGUGGCCGUGAGGAUGAAAGAGUUGUUGGCCCAGUUACCACUGGCAUUGGAUCGUACUCUACGUUCCUUGUGGAAAUGGUCACACUAGGCGCCAUCGAGAAUAAUGUUUGCCAAACAAACACUGGCUUGGGCCGUAUGGUCGGGGCAAACAUGGUAGCAUCUCUUGAGCGUCUGACCCAAGUCGACGAUUUCCACAAAUCAAAUGAGACCUUGGAAAGUACAGCAUCUCAAAGCUUCCUUGAGAGUCUACAAAGCCAACUUGAGUGGACCAUCCGGUUGCUGAUCAAACGCCACAUAUACGUCUACAGUCCCUACGAAAUAAUUCACAGCGCUGUGGAAGUCAUCAAUGAGCUCCACAACUCGAACGCACAGUCUCGUCUUACAACGCCAUUCGAUCUUCACAGCUUAGCUUUAGCCUCUAUGACUCUGCUGGAGGCUACCGUCAUUCCAGAGCAUGCAAACGAGUGCUGGGAUGCGUUGAAAAGGGUCGAAGAAAUUCUUGACUAUCGCGCGAAGCGAAGCGCUGAAGCAACUGAGUUCAGCGAUAUCUUUGCCACCCCUGGCUGGGAUUCCAAGAUCCGGAUAUUCUUGGAAUGGAGACGGACCAAGUCCCAAGAGAGCCAGCUCCAGGAUCCCAGCCUGGCCAAGAGCGGCUCUGCAGCUCCCCCGGUUAUGGGUCCGAACGAACAACGGUCCCUCCAGCACCUGGCAGAUCUUGCUGUAGGUGCUGAAGGCACCGUGGCUGCCAACUCUGGAUCCCCACCCCCUGGGCUCUCGACCGAGAGCAAUCUGAAUGCUACCUCGCCGAAUCUUACGUCUGUCUCGCAACCGCAGGGUCGCGUUGUGGUUGACUUUACUCUCCUCACCAAAGAGGGAUAUCUCAACGUCUUUUCGGGUUUAAUCUACCGUCGAUCUCGCUGA
Messenger RNA from Aspergillus bombycis, 2415 nucleotides. Its product is annotated as putative C6 finger domain protein. Gene Ontology annotation, cellular component: nucleus. Lineage: Eukaryota; Fungi; Ascomycota; Eurotiomycetes; Eurotiales; Aspergillaceae. Gene Ontology annotation, molecular function: DNA-binding transcription factor activity, RNA polymerase II-specific; zinc ion binding. Bases 1 to 2415 code for a protein of 804 amino acids. The transcript is spliced from 6 exons. The record is from RefSeq and is a predicted model, not a curated record.